Molecule: messenger RNA, 1016 nt
Organism: Dama dama (fallow deer)
Lineage: Eukaryota; Metazoa; Chordata; Mammalia; Artiodactyla; Cervidae
Gene: BLOC1S2
Product: biogenesis of lysosomal organelles complex 1 subunit 2
Exons: 5
Coding region: 34-561 (175 amino acids)
Biological process (GO): endosomal transport; lysosome localization
Cellular component (GO): gamma-tubulin complex; BORC complex; BLOC-1 complex
Molecular function (GO): gamma-tubulin binding
Source: RefSeq, a predicted model, not a curated record
UGGGAGGCCUGAGUCUCCGGGUACAGGCCCGAGAUGCCGGGGCUCACCUGGCGGGAGCGGGCAGAUCGAAGGGGCGCGCCUGUGUGUGCGCGUGUUUGUCCUGUCAGGGCAACUGAGAAGCAGUGGCCGCGAGGUCAAGUGUGGGCUGAGGCCGGUGCAAGGGAGCGGAGGCAUGAGGCAGGGGCAGAUGAUGUCGCCGUGGAGACUGCUGAGGAAGCAAAGGAGCCUGCUGAGGCUGACAUAAAUGAGCUCUGUCGGGACAUGUUCUCCAAAAUGGCAACUUACCUGACUGGGGAACUAACGGCCACCAGUGAAGACUAUAAGCUGCUGGAAAAUAUGAAUAAACUAACCAGCCUGAAGUAUCUUGAAAUGAAAGAUAUUGCUAUAAACAUUAGUAGAAACUUAAAGGACUUAAACCAGAAGUAUGCUGGACUGCAGCCUUAUCUGGAUCAGAUCAACAUAAUUGAGGAGCAAGUAGCAGCUCUUGAGCAGGCAGCCUACAAGUUGGAUGCAUAUUCAAAAAAACUGGAAGCCAAGUACAAGAAGCUGGAGAAGCGAUGAAAAACUACUGGUUUACUGUGGGGACAAAGUCUUUUUUAAUGUGGGAAGAAUGUUUUAUGAGACCUGAAUCUUGAGGUUGAUGAAUUGUCAAAACUCCUCAAAAGGCAACUAUGCUGGUCGUCCCAGAAACAUAGCAACAUUGGAGUAAACUGGAGAACUAUGGCUGUCCCUGGAAGAACUUCUUUUGAGGCAGAAUCCUCAGAAACUCAACAACUCCUUACCUUUUACUUGAAUGCUUCAUCAUCCAUUCAGGACAGAGAGUUUCUCAAAGUUCAGAUAAACCUGGGCCUGCCAGUAGAAUCAAAUGAGAGGAGCUCUUUACCCUGGUAGCAGUUGAUUACUAUAUUACUUUCUUAAAUGGUUGGUUUUUGAGUUACUGUGUAAAAGGUUGUUUUUUUCUAUCAAGGAUGUAAUGUAUUGCUAACAAGAUUCUAAAUUAAAAAGGGAAAACAAAA